Messenger RNA from Anoplopoma fimbria (sablefish), 935 nucleotides. It is a transcript of the gene dynlrb1, whose product is annotated as dynein, light chain, roadblock-type 1. The record is from RefSeq and is a predicted model, not a curated record. The transcript is spliced from 4 exons. Gene Ontology annotation, molecular function: dynein intermediate chain binding. Gene Ontology annotation, cellular component: cytoplasm; centrosome; cytoplasmic dynein complex. Bases 106 to 396 code for a protein of 96 amino acids. NCBI's taxonomy places the organism in Eukaryota, Metazoa, Chordata, Actinopteri, Perciformes, Anoplopomatidae. Gene Ontology annotation, biological process: microtubule-based movement.
UGAUUCUCUCUCCUGACCCGGAUGUUGACGUCACCGGUCUUCUCCCAGCAACACUGACCCGCUAGCUGUGAGCUCGGAGGCUAACUGCUAACACUGAUCGUUGACAUGGCUGAGGUGGAGGAAACCCUGAAGAGGAUCCAGAGUCAGAACGGCGUCCAGGGGAUCAUCAUCGUGAACGCCGAGGGGAUUCCCAUCAAGACGACGCUGGACAACGCCAGCACGGUGCAGUACGCCGGGCUGAUCCACCAGCUGGUGAUGAAGGCCAGGAGCACCGUACGAGACAUCGACCCCCAGAACGACCUCACCUUCCUCCGCAUCCGCUCCAAGAAGAACGAGAUCAUGAUCGCUCCAGAUAAGGACUAUUUCUUGAUCGUCAUUCAGAACCCGUCGGACUGAAGGAGGAGGAGCUGCAGAACGACUCAUUUCUCUCUUUGUCUUUCUUUCGUUUUUAAACAGCCAAACAUUGUCUCUGUCUUGCUAAAUCAAACGAACCCGUUCACCAGAAGCUUUUUACGCACCUGCUGUACCAGGAAGUAAGGACAGGAUGAGAAGGUGGAUGAAGUUGAAUCACUCUGCUCAACAAGCAGAUGUGUGAACCAGACGCCGUCACUCUGCAGGCACACUUCAUUUCCCAUGUUUUAGCAUUCCAGCUCGGCCUCCUCUCUCUGCAUACUGUACGUUAUGUCACUGUGGUGGCUUCAUAGGUGAAACUGGACACAGCUACAAAGUGCACAGUGUUCAAGAGAGAAACCGCAGCUCAUCUAAAAGUUAGAGGUUGUUUUUUUCAGUUCUACCUUAAUGGAAAACUUGGGAUUGUUAUUUAUUGUUUUGUUGGCACAAGAUGUUGAAGUACAGUAUUUACACUACGAACACUUCUCUGCCACCUCAAGUUUCUGAUGGUUAUUUUUAACAAAUAAAAGAAAUAUGUAGAUGUU